Closterium sp. Yama58-4 is the source of this 2577-nucleotide messenger RNA. The record is from the annotation of a GenBank genome assembly. NCBI's taxonomy places the organism in Eukaryota, Viridiplantae, Streptophyta, Zygnematophyceae, Desmidiales, Closteriaceae.
AUGGCCGUUAUCCUACGCUUCGAUAUAAGGACACUGCUUACGAGCGCCUUAAUCGCGUCCUUAGUUUGCGCCGCGUGCCGCGCUGACACGGGCGGCGCGUGGGCCACUCGUGUAGGGAACGGCGGGAGACGGCUCGCGACGGCGCCGGCGAAUGGGGUAACCAGCUUCCAGCCGACGCAGGCGACAGUGUGUAACUUCUCCCGCGGCGGUCAGUGGCUUUCGCGAAACAAGGCUCCCUACGGCGCUGAUUGCCCUUUCCUCAAGAACGUGGGCCCAGUGAAUUGCAUCAUCAAGCCCAGGAAUCGCCCCAAGAACUGGCUGAACUACCGCUACAGACCCAAGAACUGCGGACAGCCGUGGUUCUCAUUCACCCCUCUGGCCUUCCUGCAACGGAUGCGCAACAGGGUGUUUGCUUCAGUGGGCGACUCUCUCUCAGUCAGCAACCUCAUGCCGUCUCUGCUCUGUCAGCUACACCAAGUCUCUCCUGUGACGGAGAUUCCUAACGACGGCACAUUCGCAGCGCAAGGCCCGCUCACUAAAGUGUACCAAGUCAAAGUUUUCAAUGUCACAUUAGUCAACACGUGGAGCACCUUUCUCAACGAGUACUGGCAAGACGAACAGACGGUCCAACAAUACAACGGAGGCGUUCCCUUAACGGACGAGGACUCAGUUGUAAACCUAGACGGGCUAGAUGCGCAGUGGGCGGCUUAUAUCGGGCAGUAUGACGUGCUUAUAUUGCAGACGCAGGCGCACUGGCAGGCCACCAAGUAUAAGUGGAGACGGUUCUGGGUGAACAGUACCGGGGAUCAAAUCUUCAACGAGUCGAGAUUUUUUGCUGCUUUUGAGUAUGGCAUGGAAGCAAUCAAGAAUCUCCUCGACCAACCAGAGGCGCCGGUGACUUAUUUUAUUUCUGCCCCGGCGAGAUUGGAUGGAUGCAUGGCAUUGAAGGCACUUUACACAGAUGCUCAGGUUGCAAGUAUUCGCAAGAAUAAUCGUCAGUAUGUUGCAUGCGCAUCGUCCUCUAAGGCACCGUUCUCUAACAGCGUAUCGCCCUCUAACGCAUCGCCGUCUAGCGCAUCGCUCCCUAACGCAUCGUUCCCUAACGCAUCGUUUUCUAACGCAUCGUUUUCUAACGCAUCGUUUUCUAACGCAUCAUUUCCUAACGCGUCUCGAUCAUGCUUCCCCUUUCCUUACUGCCGCCGCAAUCCUUAUCCUGGCGAUUCUAGCAACUUCUCUACCAAUAUCGAGUCAAGCCGGCACUCUAGAGAAGGGCAUUGGCCCUGUAAGCUGCCUGAUGAACAAGCACAAGCGACCAUUCCCGUGGCUGCGCUAUCGCUGGCAACCGACUGGGUGCCUCACGCCUCUCUUCUUUCGCCCCAAACAGUUUCUGACGCUCAUGAGAAACAAGUAGGUGCAUGGCUGAGGGGAGGAGUGGAUAAAACGGGAGUGAGUGGAGACAACGGGAGCGAUUCCCUCUCCUACUUUAACUUCAUUCCAUCGCUCCUUUGCCAGUUACACCAAGCAUCCCCAGUGCAUCGCAUCCCAGUGCCCCCUCAACUCGCCCCCCGCACCAGCCUAGUCUACCACGUGCCACAAUACAAUGUGACUAUAGUGAACACCUGGAGCACUUUCCUCAACCAGUACUGGCAGGACAAACAAACCCUUGCUAAAUACAAUAAAGGCCGCCCGGUAACGCCCGAGGAUUCGGUGGUGAAUUUGGAGGGUGUGGAUUGGCGUUGGGGGCGGUACUUAGCUAAGUACGAAGUGCUGUUGCUGCAAUCGGCGGCACACUGGCAGCCGAAACGCACCCGGUGGCGCCGGUUCUUUACAGACAGGCGGGGGCGAGUUGCUUAUAACGAGUCGCGCUUCUACCGCGCGUUUAGGGCUGGGAUGCAGAGUGUGAAGAAGCUGGUGGAUCGGUCCAAUGACAAGGUGACACGUGGCAGCAGCAGCAGCAGCAGCAGCAGCAGCAGCAGCAGCAGCAAUAACAGCAGUGGGAGCAGCAGUGUUGGUGGUUCUGCUGCUGGUGGUAACAAGUGGCCGGUGGUGUUCUUUCUCUCAGCUCCCACAAAGCAGAGCGGCUGUACUGCCUCCUUCGGGCCUCGCACAGAGGAAGAGGUUUUCCUGUACCGCAAGCGGAACCCACAAACGUCCAAAUGGCUUCCGCUUCAGCGGAAAAUCUUCGCCGAAUCACACAUACACCUUAUAGACGUGACCUCUGCUUCGGUAUACCGCCCUGACGCGUUUGUCGGGUCAGGCGGAGUAAAUAAGGAUUGUGUACACUGGUGCCUCCCAGGGGUUCCGGACUCUUGGGUUGCGAUGGUGCUUGGAGCCAUGCUUCAAGAGCGCCGUUUGGUCGGAUCUAUAGGAAAAGUACCACCUUCGCCAGGUGUAGGUGGUGGAGCGGGAGUGGGUAAAGGGUUGCCUUAUACAAUGGACGGUACGGCCCCCGAUGAGGUGGUGAGAUUAGACAAGAGAAAGAAAGAGACAGGAAAAGGGGAUGGUAUGCUGGAUCUUAUACAAAGGAGAAGGGAGAGCUUGUUUUUCCGCUUUCAUAAGCACAAAUCACGUUCAUAG